Diversispora eburnea is the source of this 160-nucleotide messenger RNA. NCBI's taxonomy places the organism in Eukaryota, Fungi, Glomeromycota, Glomeromycetes, Diversisporales, Diversisporaceae. The record is from the annotation of a GenBank genome assembly.
ACAGGAUAUGCUAUUUAUGCACACAGAAUCAGAAAAUUUGAUAGAUCCUAAAUUAGCAGAUAUUGAUUCAUGGACAAAAGAAAACGGGAUAUAUCCUAGAAAAUCAUAUGAACUUGGUGAUAACCAUAGUGCCAGGCUGCAUCAAGCUUUAAAAUUAUGA